AUUAUACUUUCAUGAGCUGAUAUCAUAUCAUGCCCCGUUCUAUUAUCGCAUUUUAGCUAACCCUGUUUGGCGAUGAGGGGCGGGAGGACAAGAUCUGAUAAGAAUGCGGAGAGAUCAGGAGAUGUCACAUUUAAUCAUCAAAAAGCUUCCUCGAUGUGGAAAGGCAACAUUGACGUUUGUAAGCUUUCAACUAGCUAGUGUAUUAAUAAUCACUAGAGUAUAUCGACAACUGUAUACAAUCAUUCACCGUCAUACAAUAUCUUGGCAAUCACUUUUGGAAUUCUACACGGAAGAAUCCCUCAACAUUCCAACACGCACUUUAGGUACGAGAUUUGCUUGAGUUUAAAUCCCUAUCAUACUAAUGUUCAUCAGAAUCUCUAUUAAUUUCAAAAAUACAAAGUACCCUCCAGCAACCAUGAAGACUGUUUCCGAAACUUUAGAUAGCCUUUCAAUCUCCGUAGCUCCAACAAAAACAGACUCAGAUCCAGCAGUAUCCAAGUACUUGCCGGUUUCCAACCCUUCAGAUUGUUUCUGGCAAUCAGAAAAGCAUAGGUUGCAUGACCACCGCUCUACAGAAGAGCUUCCAACGCACAGCGAUGUAGUCAUUGUCGGUGCAGGCUACGCCGGUGUGAGUACCGCGUACCAUCUAGUCAAGGAGGGUGGCGACUCAAUUAAGUCAAUCACGAUCAUAGAAGCACGAGGCGCGUGUUCAGGUGCAACUGGCCGAAAUGGAGGUCAUAUGAGACCAGAUUUGUAUGGCCAUAUUCCAACAUAUGUUGAGCGAGGAGGACCACGAGCAGGAGCCGAGAUAGCCGAAUUCGAAAUUGCUCACGUCAAGGAGAUCAAAAGACUUGUCGAGAAAGAGAAGAUUGAUUGUGACUUCAGUCUCUGCAGGACAGUUGAUGUAUGGUGCAAUGAGGAAAUGGCAAAGAAAGCCAAUGCUGUCUAUGACCAGAUGGUGAAGAACGGAUUUGAAUACAUGGAUGAUGUCAUCUUUCAUACCGGAAAAGAAGUUGAAGGCGUAGGUGAAAUUUCAUACAAUACGGUUCUAGAUUGCUAAUUGUCUGCUAGAUCUGCGGAGUUAAAGGUGCCAAGGCUUGUGCUUCAUACACAGCUGGAAGUAUGUGGCCUUAUAAGUUCAUUCUGGGACUGCUUGAGAUAAUUUUGCCAACUGGAAAGGUCAACUUGCAAACCAACACACCCGUGACAAGUGUGGUUGGUGAUCCAAAUGGAGGCUUCAAUGUUGGGACAAGCCGAGGAACUACACAUGCCAGCAAGAUCGUAUAUGCCAAUAAUGCAUACAUCUCCGCUCUUUUGCCUGAAUACGAUCAUAACAUUAUUCCUUCCAAAGGAAUUUGUUGUCGCAUCACUGUACCUAAGGGCAAGGUCGCACCACUUCUCAACAACACAUACAUCAACCGAACGGAAGACAACACUCUCUCAUAUCUCAUCCCCAGAGCAGACGGUAGCAUCGUCGUUGGUGGUGCCGCGGCAAAAUUCAAAGCUCACAAAGAUCAAUGGUACAAUAACGUCGAUGAUAGUGUUCUCAUUGAUGCAGCAAAAGACUAUUACAACAACUACAUGCAGGAAACAUACAAUGGAUGGGAGGACUCUGGAGCCAAGGUUGACAAUAUCUGGACCGGAGUUAUGGGAUAUUCUUACGACUCGAAUCCUCAUGUUGGUGCAGUUCCUGGAAAGCCCAAUCAGUUUGUUCUUGCUGGAUUUAAUGGUCACGGCAUGCCAGUCAUUUGGUUAUCUGGUAAAGCAGUUGCGAAGAUGGUGUCUGAAGACGUACCGUUUGAGCAGACAAGUAUGCCAAGGUUAUUCAAAACCACCCACGAGAGAAUAGACCGGGCGAAGAAUGGAACAGAAGAGCAAGGUGACAUUCUCGGUACUGGAAACCAAAAAGCGACAAAGCAAUGAAAUGCAUUCCGCCUUCACAUGCUGCCGCAAGCGCUUGCAACUUAAAACGAUCAUGAAUAGCUCGAAUGAGAGGACAUGAAUCUAAAAACGCAGUUUGUCCUGGACAUUGUUCAGAGUAGAAAAUUACUUGUUUGGUAUCGACCACUUGGUCUUGAAAACUUUUGGUCAUGCUACGGUUGCUGAAAACGCGGAAACUUGGCGCCAAUCAUCAACUUUGCAGAUUUGAAUGAUGGCUUUGGAGUCAAAAAUUAUGACCUGUAUAUAGUCACUUUCUAUUAGUUCGCUAAGCUCAGUCAUUUUUUGAUAUUUUAUAUAUCGAUCG
Messenger RNA from Sclerotinia trifoliorum, 2245 nucleotides. The record is from the annotation of a GenBank genome assembly. Lineage: Eukaryota; Fungi; Ascomycota; Leotiomycetes; Helotiales; Sclerotiniaceae.